Molecule: messenger RNA, 3736 nt
Organism: Gymnogyps californianus (California condor)
Lineage: Eukaryota; Metazoa; Chordata; Aves; Accipitriformes; Cathartidae
Gene: SREK1
Product: splicing regulatory glutamic acid and lysine rich protein 1
Exons: 12
Coding region: 1-2076 (691 amino acids)
Cellular component (GO): nucleoplasm
Molecular function (GO): RNA binding
Source: RefSeq, a predicted model, not a curated record
AUGAUGAACAGCGGAGGGAUCGGGGUGCCGCUGGGCUUCCCCUUGGGCCCCACGUCUGUCAUCCAGGUCACGAACCUGUCCUCGGCAGUGACCAGUGAGCAGAUGCGGACUCUCUUCGGCUUCCUGGGAGAUAUCGAGGAGCUGCGCCUGUAUCCCCCGGACAACGCACCUCUUGCUUUUUCCUCCAAAGUAUGUUAUAUUAAGUUUCGUGAAGCAUCGAGUGUUGGUGUGGCCCAGCAUCUAACUAACACGGUUUUUAUUGACAGAGCUUUGAUAGUUGUGCCCUGUGCAGAAGGUAAAAUCCCAGAUGAAGCCAAAGCCCUUUCUCUGUUGGCGCCUGCUCCUACUAUGACAAGCCUGAUGCCUGGUGCAGGGUUGCUUCCUAUACCUACACCAACCCCUUUGACUACACUUGGUGUUUCACUUGGCACUUUGGGGGCUAUACCAGCAGCAGCAUUGGACCCUAACAUUACCGCACUGGGAGAAAUACCACAACCACCAAUUAUGGGGAACGUGGAUCCAUCCAAAAUUGAUGAAAUCAGGAGAACAGUCUACGUUGGAAACUUGAAUUCCCAGACUACAACAGCAGAUCAGCUGCUUGAAUUCUUUAAGCAAGUUGGAGAAGUCAAAUUCGUGCGAAUGGCAGGUGAUGAGACGCAACCAACACGAUUUGCUUUUGUGGAAUUUGCAGACCAAAAUUCUGUACCUCGAGCUCUUGCCUUUAAUGGAGUUAUGUUUGGAGACAGGCCACUGAAAAUAAAUCACUCCAAUAAUGCAAUAGUGAAGCCUCCUGAAAUGACACCACAAGCUGCUGCCAAGGAACUGGAAGAAGUGAUGAAGAGAGUAAGGGAAGCCCAGUCUUUCAUAUCUGCUGCUAUUGAGCCAGAGUCUGGAAAGAGCAGUGAAAGAAAAGGCGGUCGAUCUCGUUCCCAUUCUCGUUCAGAAUCCAGGUCUAGCUCAAAAUCCCGAUCUAGAAGGAAAAGAUCACACUCAAAACACAGAAGUAGAUCUGGCAACAGAUCACUCUCAAGACACAAGGACAGACGCAGAUCCAGAAGUCCCCUGAAAAAACGGUCUAGAUCUAGGGAAAGGCGGAAUUCAAGAAGUCGUUCUCGUUCUCGGGACAAGAAAAGAGACAAAGAAAAGGUCAAGGAAAAAGAAAAGGCCAAAGAAAAGGAGAAGGAGAGAGACCGAGACAAGGAGAAGGAGAGAGACCGAGACAAAGACAGGGAAAGAGAGCGAGAUAAAGAGAGAAACAGGGAGAAGGACAAAGAGAAGGACAGGGAGAGAGAUAAAGAGCGAAACAAAGAUCGAGAGAGAGUCAGAGACAAAGACAGGGAUAGGGACAGGGACAAGGAUAAGGACAAAGACAGGGACAGGGACAAGGACAGGGAAAAGGAGAAAGAUAAGGAGAAGGAAAAAGAUAGGGAAGAGGUAGACCAGAACAAGGAAAAAGAAGAUAGUGAGAAAGAAGGAGAGAAGGACAGAGAGAAGAUUAAGGACAAGGAGGGAGAUAAGGACAAAGGAGGGGACAAAGAGAAGGACAGAGACAGAGAAAAGGAAAAAGAUGGGGAUAAGGAGAAGGAGCGAGAAAGAGAGAAAGAGAGAGAUGAUAAGAAGAAGAAAGAGAAGAGAUCCAGAACACCCCCAAGAAGCUAUAGCUCUUCAAGAAGAUCUCGUAGCUCCAGCAGAGAAAGGCGUAAAAGGAAGAGCAGAAGUCCCUCCAAGUCUCCUAAAACAUCCAAAACAACAAAAAGAAAGUCUUCACGAACUCCUUCUCCGAGAAGAAACAAGAAAGACAAAAAAAGAGAAAGAGAUACAAAUAAUGAAAGAAGAGAAAGAGAACGCUCCACCUCCAAGAAAAAAGGUAGUAAAGAAAAAGAGGGAAAGGAGAAAUCUGACAAAAGCACCACUACUGUGAAGGACAAAGAUCACACAAAAGAGGAUCAGAAUUCAGAAACUGACAAGGAGGUAGACAGCCGAGAUACACAAAGGACAGAUGAAGUCAAACUACAACAGAAUGGCAACUGUCAACCAAAUGAAGAAAAUCUCUCAAUUAAAAUGGAAGAGGUUUAAAGCAAAAAAUGGACCUCUGAUUCAACUAAGGAAGGAAAUCCAAAGCUUUUUAUUUCCCAGAAUGAGGAAGAAAAUGUCACAGCAAUCAACCUGAAUGUGUUGAUAGUAUUAGUAGCUCUUCCAAUUCUUGUGAUAGCUUUGUUGUCUUCUUGCUGUAAAGCAAGAGAGCACGGACCAGUAGUUAUACCAUGAAAAGGCAGAUGCCAUCAGAACUAUUCAUCUCUGAAAAUCCAUGCAUUUCCAUGAUGGCUGUACUUAUUUGUAAAAUGAUUGAUGUUAAGUUUUGCCAUAAGCUGUUACAAAUAAGUAGAAACUGAAAGUCAUAAACCUGUACUACCCAAAAAAAGCUGAAGAUAUGCAUUGAACGUUGUUUAAAAUACUGCUUGUUGAUGAAUUUUGUAUUGUUUUACCUUGUGGGUUAAAAAAUCCACAAAAACUUCAAUGUGUACUGUUUGAUGUGCUUGGAAAUGGUGCAUAAAUAUACACACUUUUUUUUGUUGUGAAUGACAACUGUAGGGAGAGGGUUUUUAAACAUCAACACAGUUUUACGGUUCUUAUGUUAAAUACCCACUGACUAGUAUGUUUUUCAUUUGCUCACUGCUUGAGAUUCUUGGGUUUUAUUAUUUAAAAUAAUUUCUCACUAAUAUCCCUAAAAUUAAUAUUUCUUUUAAAGUAUUUCAACAAUGCAUGCUACUUUUCUGUUCCUAAAAGGAACAUUGCCAUAUUAUAGAUAAUAGGUUAGCUUACUGGGUUAUUUUGGGGUUGUUUUGUUUUGUUGUUUUCUUUUGUCCUUCCAGAAGUGAGCACAUCUGUAUGAUGUUAUCAGAACUUACAGCUUUGUUUUGAGCCGUACUGCAGCGUGUCUGUUCAGCUGCAAGUGGUACAGAUGCCAUUAUGAAAAUAAAUUUUUCUUAUUUGUUCAAAAAAAUAUGGGAGCACAAGCAGAAGCUUUAGUGCCUUCUUAAAAUGUGGUAUUUUCUAGAAAUGUAUACAUGCUAUUACUCAUUUUCAGCUAAAUCUUACAUGAUCUCUAUUGCUAUUUUGCCACCACCAUACUGUAGACAAGAAUGCAAGUGAUUUGUCAGAACGGUUGUUUGAUUCACUUGUUAAAAUACUAAAGCUCCAUUUUUACUUUUAGUUUUCAUUUUUAGAAGAGAUUUAUAGAUGAAAGCAAAGAUGCAAUUUGGGGACUACCACUGUACAAAAGUAGUAGCGGAAUACAAAGCAUUUUCUGAUCAUCUGCAUCAAAGACAGCCCUUUAGACAUUUAAUCUGCAUUUGGAUGGCCUUAAUUGUUACCUCUCCAUCAUCUUCUCUGAUACCUGUUGGAUGAUAUAAAAGGAAUUGGAUGCAAAGAAGGGGGGAUAAGUAUUUUGGGGAAAAAAGUUUUAAUUUACACAGGAGUUAUAUGGUAGAGAUUUUUUUUCAUUCUUUGGGGAGAAAGCAUGUAAGAAGAGAAUGACAAAGCAAAUAUUUUUGUCAAGGGAAAACAUGGCUUGUGUUCUCUGAACUAAUUUAAUCGGUUACAUGAGAUUUCUUAAGAGUCAUACCUUAAAAACUUACUUAUACCUAAAAUCGAGUAGGUUAUUUUUAAUACAACUUAAUACAAUCAAAUUACUUAAUUGCCUUACCUCAUGGGAAGAGUUAUUUCUUUCAGUUGA